Messenger RNA from Dermatophagoides farinae (American house dust mite), 1223 nucleotides. RefSeq names its product methylthioribose-1-phosphate isomerase. The record is from RefSeq and is a predicted model, not a curated record. Gene Ontology annotation, molecular function: S-methyl-5-thioribose-1-phosphate isomerase activity. NCBI's taxonomy places the organism in Eukaryota, Metazoa, Arthropoda, Arachnida, Sarcoptiformes, Pyroglyphidae.
CAUGGUCAUGCUAUAUCUUAUCAACAAACAAGUUUCAAAGUUUCAAACAUUCCAAUUCGAACCCGUUGGUACAAUUUUAGUGUAAAAACAAUGGCGACUGAAUCAAUCAUCGUUAAGGAUGAUCAGAUCUUCAUUCUGAAUCAACUUUUAUUACCAACCAAAGUUUCAUAUGACCGUAUUAAUGGUGUUAAUGAUGCUUGGAAUGCCAUUCAUCAGAUGAAAAUCCGUGGUGCUCCCGCUAUUGCCAUUAUUGGUCUAUUGGGCGUUUCCACUGAAUUAUCCAAACCAGACGUAGAGGCUCAAUUUGACCAACAAUCAGAUCGAUUAUAUGAAUUUAUCAAACAAAAAGCCGAAUAUCUUUGUACAUCACGUACUACAGCCGUCAACAUACGAAAAGAAUUCAAUGAACUGCUGAACUUUAUUCAACAACAACGGCAAAACAAUGUUUCAUUCGCUUUAUUGAUCGAUUCGAUACGAAAAUAUUGCCAUGGAAUUAUGGAAAAAGAUCGCAUGGUCAACAAGAAAAUGGCGGAAUAUGGCUGCGAACAUAUUCGAAAGAAUUGCCAUGAGUCAAAAUGUCGAUUCAACAUUCUGACUCAUUGCAAUACGGGUAGCUUGGCAACAGCUGGUUAUGGCACAGCAUUAGGUGUGAUAAGAGAACUACAUUCGAAUGGAUUAUUAGAACAAGCAUACUGUACGGAAACCAGACCAUAUAAUCAAGGCUCUCGUCUGACAGCAUGGGAAUUAUUGACCGAUAAUAUUCCAUCAACAUUAAUCUGCGAUAAUAUGGUUGCAUGGUUGAUGGCAUCCAAAACGAUUGACGCCAUUGUUGUUGGUGCUGAUCGUGUAGUGGCUAAUGGUGAUACAGCCAAUAAGAUUGGUACAUAUCAGAUGGCCAUAUUGGCCAAACAUUUUUCCAUACCAUUCUAUGUAGCAUCACCAUUGUCGACGAUCGACCCGACCAUCGAUGAUGGAACAAAAAUUCCGAUCGAAGAACGGUCUGAUUUGGAAAUGAAAUCAAUUGGUUCGAUUCAAAUUGCACCAGCCGAUAUGAAAUGUUGGAAUCCGGCAUUCGAUAUAACACCGGCCAAAUUGAUAACUGGUGGCAUUAUCACUGAACGUGGUGUGAUUAAUCCGGAUCAAUUGAUCCAAUCGUAUCCUGUUUAACACACAAAUAUUGUAGUUUUUUUGGCAAAUUAAAUUGAUGAGGAUUUAGAUUUGAA